Messenger RNA from Perca flavescens (yellow perch), 1662 nucleotides. RefSeq names its product folliculogenesis specific bHLH transcription factor (gene figla). The record is from RefSeq and is a predicted model, not a curated record. Gene Ontology annotation, molecular function: RNA polymerase II transcription regulatory region sequence-specific DNA binding; DNA-binding transcription factor activity, RNA polymerase II-specific; protein dimerization activity. Gene Ontology annotation, biological process: regulation of transcription by RNA polymerase II; developmental process. Lineage: Eukaryota; Metazoa; Chordata; Actinopteri; Perciformes; Percidae.
AGAAGGAAAGUAGUCUCUGUAGUUGAACACAGCUGACCGGUAAAAGGAUUUAAUUCAACUCACAGUUUGAUGGACAGCGGCAGCUUCAGUUUCUUCAGGGCCUAAUUAAGCACGUAGCACAGGUGUGUGGUCCUGCGAUCUCCCGCAGCUCUUCUCUUUCCUUCGAUUCCUUUAUUUGAGAACAUGACUUGAAAUUAAAAAUAAUUUACAGAAGCAACAGAUUAUCGAGUCUCACAUAUGUUACUUGUUAAAAUGAAGGUGCCAGAGGAGGAAUUAAUGAGCGAUAUUUUGAAGCGGUUAACGGGCGAGUCUGCACUCCCUGCAUAUAGCAACAUUGAAAAGUUCAGACGAGGAAAGGACGGCUUAUACUUUGUCGCGGAGGACUUUCAUGAAACUGUGAAAAAAAGGGAAUUGGUCAACGCCAAGGAACGACUAAGAAUCAGGAACUUGAACCACAUGUUCUCCCGCUUGAAGCGAAUGGUGCCACUAAUGCGACCUGACCGGAAGCCCAGUAAAGUGGACACACUCAAAGCUGCAACGGAAUACAUUCGAUUACUUGUUGCAGUUUUGCAGGACACUGCCAGUGAUGGUGGCAGUGGGACUGAUUUCCUAAAGAAAGCAAUCACUUAUGGUCAGACUGACGGCUUGGGCAAUGACCUAUGGAGAGUGGAUGAUUUGCUGAACAUGUCAGAGGAGCGCAUGGAAGAUGGUUUCACGAUGCCCCCGGAACCGGUAUCUGAGGAUGGAGAUAUGAGCAGACUGGUGUUGCAACAUUGUGUGAUGCCUGCAUACCAGUUCAUCAUUCAAGUAGCACCUGAUCAGACUUUGAUGUCUCAACCCUAGAGCAGAUGGCUUGGACCACUUUUGGAAACCUGUCAGGUUGGAUAUGUUUAAUACAUGAAUAUCAAAUCUGAAUAAUCAGUACAAGUACAUUUUCAGGUAUUAUGCAGAUUGCUGAAAUCAUACCAAAAGUGGGGAAGAUUAUUAAAAUUCUAGUCUGUGUAAAUGAUCAUGUCAAAACACAGUAGGACAAAUGUUGCCCCCAUGUGGUCUGAAAGGUUGUCGUCAUUUAUAUGAAAUGUUCCAUUGACAAUUGGUACAAAACAAGCACAGAUGUUGCUCACUGGAGAACUUUUUUUCAUGUCACAGUAGGAAAAGCAUGGGUAAAUAAUAAAAAUGAAUGACUGAAUAGCAUUUAGCUUUCAGGGUCCUGGUAUAGUUCACACUGGCUCACUGUCUUGCUGUUCCUUCUUAUUGGGACACUUGGAAUAGAACAGCCAUUGUUAAUGUUAUUAGAAAGACCUGCACUUUGCUGUGGAAAAGGCCUAUUGCUUAACAUUGUGUCCUUUUUUAGUGUGCUACUUAAUUCAGAUUUACAACCAGAGUAAAUGUUGAACUGUAUUUUUUUAGUGUUAUGGUGCGUUCCAUUUGUACUCGGAAGUCGGAAUUUUUGAGUUCCAAGUUGGAAAUUUCAAAUGGAAACACCCCCUGAAGACGGAUUUCCUACUCGGAAAGUCGGAGAACCUUGUACCCUGAACAAAGCCGACCACAAAAUCCAACAUGGCUGCUCAAUCGUCAACAGUAGCGAACGCUGUAGUAAUGUACCGUUUAUUAGCACUUCUGUCUUAUUUGUGUCUCAUUAAACCAGUUGUUCAAACAGUA